Molecule: messenger RNA, 3153 nt
Organism: Paramuricea clavata
Lineage: Eukaryota; Metazoa; Cnidaria; Anthozoa; Malacalcyonacea; Plexauridae
Source: the annotation of a GenBank genome assembly
AUGGGUAUCGGAUGUGCCCGGUCGCUCUCGUGUUCACUUUGUGGGAGUCUGCCGGCCACCUGCCAGAUGGCACAACUACCUGCUUUCAGUAAACAGGUAAGGGGAAAAUCUGCACAGGCCACCCAAGAAAUACCAUCUGAAUAAACCGCAGGUGAAAGCAUGGCCUAUGGUCUUUACACACUGUAAACUUCAAGGAGUGGAACCAACUGCAAAAGUGUUAUUAACAGAAUAAUAUUUUUGGAGUUAACUCCAUGCGAUUGUCUUUUCAUUGUUUUGAAAUCCCACUGUUCUCCAUGCCAUCCAGUCACGUUCCAGUGAUCAGAAUGUUCCAUUGUCUUUUCAUUGUUUUGAAAAACCCAUUGUUCUCCAUGCCAUCCAGUCAUGAUCCAAUGAUCAGAAUGUUCCAUUGUUUUUUCAUUGUUUUGAAAAUCCUACUGUUCUCCAUGCCAUCCAGUCAUGAUCCAGUGAUCAGAAUGUUUCAUUGUUUUUUCAUUGUUUUGAAAAUCCCACUGUUCUCCAUGCCAUCCAGUCAUGAUUCAGUGAUCAGAAUGUUCCAUUGUCUUUUCAUUGUUUUGAAAAUCUCACUGUUCUCCAUGCCAUCCAGUCACGUUCCAGUGAUCAGAAUAUUCCAUUGUCUUUUCAUUGUUUUGAAAAUCCCACUGUUCUCCAUGCCAUCCAGUCACUUAUUGUUUCGACACAUGCAAAGGCCGUAAUGAAGUUUUUGAUUCCUAUUUUCCCAGGAUCUACAGAAGCCGUACAAUAAAGUGGCUUUCUUAGUCACUCACAAUUCAUAUAGCUAUGGAAUCGAUUUUGGGAUCUGGGCUCAUAAUCAGAGGUUCAGUGUUGCCAGGCAACUGAACGAUGGCGUCAGAGGCCUUAUGUUGGAUCUUUACGUAGGUACGUGUUGUAACUGACAGUGCAUAAUGAUGACUUCCACUAAGACCAGGACGAUUUCGACCAUAGUAUUAUUUAUAACAGAUGCUUACAUGAGACGUUGAGACCGGGACAAAAAAAUCCUCAGACCGGCAUGAAGUCAUCGCGCUCGCUGGACCGAUCCCGCUCCGAAUUCAAUAUUCAUCCAGGUCUGGAUGUAAAAAAGAAAUACAUUUCGGAUCGGUUGUGCUCUUGCAUGCUUCUGAACAAUGCAUGCUCACAAAGCACUGGAAAAAAGAAAAUGGAGGGCAAGGGGAAUAAAUUGAAAGAUUUGUGAUUUUCGUGCCGGUCUCGUGUGAACAUACUGAAAAUUGCGAUUUUCACCCCGGUUUGAUUUCAUUCCGAUCUCAUGUAAACCGUAAACGGGCCUAUAAUCUGUAUUCUCCAGUAUUCUUGGGUUCCAUAUGACGUCAUAAAAGUGACGGGGGUCAACUCUAAAACAAAACACAGUUAUCAGAGUGAGUCGAUUGUUCGUUUUAUGUAUUAACCUUGUGUUUGGUGGCAAAUACAUGGAAUUUCGUAUCAUUUUCUCACUCCAGUACAGCAUAAGCAUCGAUGCCGCAGUGAAACCCAAAAAUAGAUGGUUGUCAACCUCUGGUUGUCAACCAACAAUUCUCAAAGUGAGAAAAUAGUUCAUUUUUCAUUUUCAGGCUGGAACGACGCUGAUGUUCGUUUAUGUCAUGGAAGCUGCAUCUGGAGUGGUUCCACUGAUCUCUUGUUCACGUUGAUAGAAAUACGUGAAUUUCUGGAGCGAAAUACUCACGAAGUCGUCACGAUCAUAUUCGAAGAUUACCUUGAGAACCCACGAAUACUGGCGAAGGUGUUCGACGAAGCUGAUAUCUCAAAGUUCGUGUUGACGUCGGAUUAUUGGGGAGAAGUCGAAGACUGGCCGACACUUUCCGAGAUGAUCUCGUUAGGUCGUCGGCUGGUCGUGUUUAAUAAUGUCGGGUUGACAGAAUUUCCUUACAGUACAAGGAAUAUGUGGAAUUUUAUGAUUGAAAGUCGUUAUGGAAGUGUUAGCAAAAAUCCUAAUGUAAGUAUAGGGCAAUGUGUGCGCUGUAGUAAUAUAAUACACCCUUUCGGAAUGUACGUCACGAGCCUCGCUUUCGUGUAUGUGACAUUGCUUAACGCCCAAUGUAUCAAUCACGAAAACGAGGCUCUAUAGCCAAGGUGACGAGUAGUCCAGAAGGGGUACACCCCUUGUAAUACAUUUAAUACAAUACGCGUGUAAUACAUUACGCUUGAGAAAUGUGAUUCCAAUCUGACUUGACUAAACACCAAUUCCGUACCAUUAAAUGGAUGGCUCUUACUUGCCUGACAGAGCUAUCCAGUAUAAACAAGUUAGUUUAGGUUUCCUCCUGUAGUAAUACUGGAUCAAUAGGCCCUUUUUACCUAUCCUCUAGGGCGAACAGUUUAGAACUGAUAGAACUUGAAUAAUAACACUGAGACAAAAUUGGUACUUGACUAGUCAACUUCUUACAACAGGAAUGCAAGGAAAGAAAGGAAUCCAAGAAUCACUUGGGUGAAAGACGAUUACUCUUGGUCAAUUGGUUCACAACAAUUCCAAAUGGUUUGUCACCAUGUUUAAAUGAUUUUGAUCAUCUAAAACGCAAACUUACAACGUGUUAUAGGAAGUUUGGAAAGUGGGCAAACUUUCUAGCGGUUGACUUCUACAGCAAGGGUAGCAAUGGAGGAGCUUUUAAAACUGUUCAAUGGUUGAAUGAAAAACUAACUGGUAUGUUUUUACUUCCUCCGACCUACUUCCACUUCAGUUCUUAUUUUAUAUUGCAAUUUAUCCGACUAAAAACAGACUUUAUCAGCUUUUUGUUCCAUUCUAUGCUUAAGUCAUGAGGAUGAGAGUCACGCAUUGUUGCAGGGGACAUUUCAAGCUCUAGAUUGAUAACAUAUAACAGGUUUGAUGAGUGUUCCAACUAUGUUUUAACUUAAUAGAAUACAUGAUAGUAUUGGGAAAGCAUUAAGAACAGCUAACCAAGAUCACGUGACUGCCAACUCUCAUGCUUGUUUGAUCCGGACUUGAGCAUAGAAUGGAAAACGAUAACCAAGCAUUCAAAUUAUAUACGUGAACGAAUUGGCCGACAGUCGAUUAGGUUAUUUGAGUAACAAUAAUUUAUUCUUCUAUAUUUAGGAAGCGCCAAAUCGAGCAAUUUGGAAAUGUUUUUAGACUUUUUGGAAGACGAGAUGAGGGAAAUUGAGUCAUGA